CUCCUCAAAGACUCACCUCAGAAGCUUCAAUUUCAAUCCAUUUUCUAGUUUCAUCUCAUCUAGUUCGUAACUUUCCCUGUAACAAAGCAGUUUCGAGUUUUGAAAUGGCUCGCACGAAGCAGACGGCGAGGAAAUCCACCGGAGGGAAGGCCCCGCGCAAGCAACUGGCCACCAAGGCCGCCCGGAAGUCUGCUCCGGCCACCGGCGGCGUGAAGAAACCCCACCGCUUCAGGCCCGGGACGGUGGCGCUGAGGGAGAUCAGGAGGUACCAGAAGAGUACGGAGUUGUUGAUCCGCAAACUCCCGUUCCAGAGGCUAGUGCGAGAGAUUGCUCAGGACUUCAAGACGGAUCUCCGGUUCCAGAGCGGCGCCGUCGCGGCUCUCCAGGAGGCCGCAGAGGCCUACCUCGUCGGAGUAUUCGAGGAUACCAAUCUCUGCGCAAUUCACGCCAAGCGAGUCACUAUCAUGCCCAAGGACAUCCAGCUCGCUCGUAGAAUCCGCGGCGAGAGGGCUUAGAAACGAAUUGUACCACAUUGCCGUCAUUGCUUUGUCUGUUUUUGGAUCUGAUUAUAUUUAGGACUCUGUUUUUCUCUGUAUGACUCUCGGCCUGGAUCUGAUAUUACUGGAGAUGUAAAUCUGGAAAUUUAGAAAUGCUCUGAGCUUGAAUGGAUUUUGAAAUUUGACA
This is a messenger RNA of Malania oleifera, 684 nucleotides long. RefSeq names its product histone H3.2. The transcript has a single exon. The record is from RefSeq and is a predicted model, not a curated record. Lineage: Eukaryota; Viridiplantae; Streptophyta; Magnoliopsida; Santalales; Ximeniaceae. The coding region runs from base 105 to 515 and encodes 136 amino acids. Gene Ontology annotation, molecular function: structural constituent of chromatin; DNA binding; protein heterodimerization activity. Gene Ontology annotation, cellular component: nucleosome.